Messenger RNA from Closterium sp. Naga37s-1, 1053 nucleotides. NCBI's taxonomy places the organism in Eukaryota, Viridiplantae, Streptophyta, Zygnematophyceae, Desmidiales, Closteriaceae. The record is from the annotation of a GenBank genome assembly.
AUGGAGGCAGCGGGCACGCGCAACCGCUCCUCCGCGCGUCACGGCGCGGCGGUGGCGUUCAGCGGAAGCGUGCGCCGAUGGCGGAAGCAGUGGACCGCCGUGGGGCCCACCCGCCGCCUGCUCGUCCUGAGAUGGACGCCGCAGCCACCCCGCCCAACAGAUGCAAACUGCCUCGCCAUUCGUCGAAAACCAAAGUACAUUCCGGAGGUUCGGCUGCUUGCCUUGCAAUCGCCUGGGGGAGGGACGAGAGGGGAGGCAGGAGCAGCAACGAAUAUGGGGCUUGGUGGUGCUGUGAAGGUUGCAACACAGGCCCCCGGGCAUGGGGUUGGGGGUGCUGGUGGGGGCGUAAGGAUGCGUGGGGGAGGAGAUGGGGAUGGGGAGGAGAAUGAGGAGGAGGAGGGUGGAGAGGCAGUGGGUAUGGCGAUAGAUGUUGAGAAAGGGGAUGGAGGGGGAGGGAAGGGGGGAGAGGGAGGGGAAGAGGAGGAAGAGGAGGUGGAGGAGGAGGAGGAGGAGGAGGAGGAGGAGGAGGAGGAGGAGGAGGAGGAGGAGGAGGAGGAGGAGGAGGAGGAAGAGGAGGAGCGGGAGGAGGAAGGUGGACAGGAAGGGGAGGAGGAGGUGGGGGGAGAGGAGGAGGAUGAGGGAGGGGAGGGUGAGGAUCAGGAUGGGGAAGAGGAAGAGGAGGAGGAGGAAGAAGAAGAGGAAGAGGAGGUGGUGGGUGUGGAAGGUUCGACUCCCAUGAUUGAUGAUACAGAAGCAGAAGAGGAGGCAGAGGAGGUGGAGGAGGAAGUUGAGGAGGGAGGUGAGGAGGGAGGUGAGGAGGGAGGUGAGGAGGGAGAUGAAGAGGGAGAUGAGGGUGGGGAGGAAGAUGCGGGUGAAGAGAACGAAGGGGAAGAGGAUGAAAAUGAGGGUGAGGGAGGGGAAGGGGGGUUAGAAGGAGAGGGAAGAGGGGAUGGAGAGGAGAAUGAGGAAGGAGGGAUUGGAGAAGAGGAAGAGGAGGAAGAGGGAGAAGAGGAGGUAGAGGAGGAAGAGGAGGGGAAUGCACAAAAAGGGUAA